GGGUACAUCCACACACAGUACCAAUAUUCUCUCCACGGUCUGGUUGUUCAUGGUAGCAUUAGCCAGUCGAAAAUUCAACCUUCCCAAAAAUCUCUUUCCCUAUCUAUUUACUCCAUCAACUGUCUUCCAACAAACCCCGAAGAAAACUAAAAAAAAAAAAACAGACCAUCUCUCACUCUCAAUCACAAAACCACCGCAGGGCAGUUGCACCUUCACUCAAUAUCGAUCCUAUUGUUUUGCUUGUUUGCUAAAAAAGAAAAGAGUUCACAAUGAUGAAACAAUUGCACAAGCAAUCGAACGCGAACCACAGAAGAGAUGACGAGAUCCCAAUGGGCGUGGGGCAAAACGCGCCGUACUCACCAAAAGCCUUCAAGCCAACUCGAUCUCUCCCUCGAUCCAUCAACUACCUCUUCAAAGAACAGAGGCUUCUUUUCAUUCUAGUCGGCAUUCUCAUUGGCUCGACAUUUUUCAUUCUCCAGCCCACGCUCUCUCGACUCGGCCCAUCCGAGCCCACUUCCUCAAUCCCGCGCACAAUCUCGACCAUCGAUCGGGUCUCGACUCGAUUUCCCGCCAUUCCGGCCAAGUUUGGGCGGGUCCCAGCUGGGAUCUCGAGGCAGAGAUCGAGGAUCGUGGUCACCGGUGGGGCCGGGUUUGUUGGUAGUCACCUCGUCGACAAGCUUAUCAAGAGAGGUGAUGAUGUGAUUGUGAUUGACAAUUUCUUCACCGGGAGGAAAGAGAACUUGGUCCACCAUUUUGGGAACCCGAGGUUCGAGCUCAUUCGACACGAUGUGGUCGAGCCUAUACUUCUCGAAGUCGAUCAGAUCUACCACUUGGCUUGCCCUGCCUCUCCUGUUCAUUACAAGUACAAUCCUGUCAAGACCAUUAAGACCAAUGUGAUGGGUACAUUAAAUAUGUUGGGUCUGGCAAAGAGAAUUGGAGCGAGGUUUUUGCUGACGAGUACCAGUGAGGUUUAUGGAGACCCACUUGAGCAUCCCCAGAAAGAGACUUAUUGGGGAAAUGUGAACCCAAUUGGUGAGAGGAGUUGCUAUGAUGAAGGAAAGCGGACAGCGGAAACCUUAGCAAUGGAUUAUCACCGAGGUGCUGGUGUUGAGGUUCGUAUAGCUCGCAUUUUUAACACAUAUGGACCUCGUAUGUGUUUAGAUGAUGGGCGUGUUGUCAGCAAUUUUGUUGCACAGGCCAUCCGCAAACAGCCAUUGACAGUAUACGGUGAUGGAAAACAGACACGAAGCUUCCAAUAUGUCUCUGAUUUGGUUGACGGACUGUAUGCGCUGAUGGAAAGUGAGCAUGUGGGGCCUUUCAACCUGGGUAACCCAGGGGAAUUCACUAUGCUAGAGCUUGCAGAGGUCGUCAAAGAAACUAUAGAUUCAAGUGCAACAAUAGAAUUCAAACCAAACACUGCUGAUGAUCCGCACAUGAGGAAACCAGAUAUUAGCAAGGCAAAGGAACUGCUGAACUGGGAGCCAAAAGUCUCACUUAGAGAGGGGCUGCCUCUUAUGGUGAGUGAUUUCCAGAACCGCAUUUUGAAUGAAGAUGAAGGAAAAGGGGUAUAAAUAAAAAAUGACAGCAAACCAGCAUGUAUAGUGUGAAGUGCACUUCUGUAUGUUGUCCAUUCAUUUAAUUAUUAUCAUUCUUAGUUCAAGUUACCUGGAAAUUCUAGCAACAUUCCACUGUUGUAGGAAGGUAUACGGUACCAGUUGUUUUUCUACAUUGUGUGCUUGAUCAGCAAAACAACUUCAUUUUUGUUAGGUUUUAGUAACAUUUUUUAAUACCACUCCUCUGGCACUGAACUGUUGAUGGUGAAACUGUAUUUUUGUUUUCGUUUUUUUCCUUUUUAUUUGGUAUAAAAUAAUGCAGUUUUAUUUA
This is a messenger RNA of Quercus robur (English oak), 1884 nucleotides long. RefSeq names its product UDP-glucuronic acid decarboxylase 1. Bases 270 to 1571 code for a protein of 433 amino acids. NCBI's taxonomy places the organism in Eukaryota, Viridiplantae, Streptophyta, Magnoliopsida, Fagales, Fagaceae. Gene Ontology annotation, cellular component: cytoplasm. Gene Ontology annotation, molecular function: NAD+ binding; UDP-glucuronate decarboxylase activity. The transcript has 7 exons. The record is from RefSeq and is a predicted model, not a curated record. Gene Ontology annotation, biological process: D-xylose metabolic process.